Messenger RNA from Cooperia oncophora, 432 nucleotides. The record is from the annotation of a GenBank genome assembly. NCBI's taxonomy places the organism in Eukaryota, Metazoa, Nematoda, Chromadorea, Rhabditida, Trichostrongylidae.
AUGUGCUGCAGAAAUGAAACAAAUGAAGAUUUCAAUACCCGCGUUCGUCAUUCACUGGUUCGCAUCUCCAAACUGCAUGAAAUUAGUUCUCAAAAAAGGGACCAGCUCGUACUGAUUGUUGCUCACGCUCACACAGUAGAUAUUGCUGCCGGAACCUUUGCAAAGAGAGGCCGAGUAUCGUCUGAGAUUGACUUGUGUUGGGACCCCGUGAAGAUACCGUAUGGAAGCCUCCUUGUCCUAGAAAGAAUAGAGGGACGACGAGGAUGGACGCCUAAUCUGUACGCUGUGCCUCCGGUUAAUUACAGGAACGUCAGCACACAAUUCGAUCCCAACUUCCUUCUGAGAGAAGGUGAAAAACACCUGUGGAAAGAAGGUCACAAACAUGAACAUGAAAGGCAUGAAAAGCAUGAACAGGCCGCUGCAGCCAAGUGA